UUAAGAUCGUUGAAUUAAGUUUUUGUGCCCUAGCCAUUUGGAAACUCGUUUUCAAAUUGCCUAGUGCCGUUGCUGAAAUCGAGUCAGUUAGCUCCAGUUGUAAGGGAAAAUUUGGUGGCCAAGUGAGGAGGCUUCGAAGCUCAAGAAGCAUUUCUUCAGAAAAUGCGACACCUGCCUUUCAUUAGCCUAUUCAUGGCUCGAUUCUCUGCAUGUCUGGAUGUCCUCGAACAAGAUUUGGUUUUCCCUCACAUCAACGCUUCGAGCUGGAUAUUCGACCACGAAUUGUUUAAGGGACAAAUGGUUGAUGGGAAGCCUGAAGGUCAAGGAAAUGUGACGUUGAAAAAUGGUCUCUCUUUUAACGGCCAAUGGAGAGCCGGGUUACCUCACGGAAAAGGGGAGCUUCAUUUACCUCCGAGAGAUGUUUAUAAAGGAUAUUUUGCCAAUGGAACCAUGUCCGGAAAUGGCACGUUUCUUUGGACUGAUGGUAAAACGUUCAAAGGAGAGUGGAUAAACGGGCUACCCCACGGAAAAGGAUCCCAGACGUGGUUGGAUGGGGAUAGUUACGUUGGAAACUGGAUCAAUGGUCACCAAACAGGAUGGGGAGCGAGCUUUUGGAACAAUGACAACCUGCAUCAGGGUGUUCUGAUAAAGGGAAGGAUGCACGGGCAGGGUUUGAACUUUCGUUGGGGGGACGGGGUCAUUUUCAGAUGUCUGCCCAAAACGAUAUGCUUCAAGAACAACCUCAUGGUUCCUCGAAAUGGUACAUUUAUGCUCUCUUUGGGGAGAAAGGUCCAUAAAAGAGACAGAGACGAGCAUUUGACGAAACAUGGUUGGUUUGUUGGGGAUCUGGAUACAUCUGGUCAACCACAAGAAGUUGGUCAAAUGUAUUACCUCAACGGAGAUCGGUACGUGGGUCAAUGGCAACAAGGAAAGCGUCACGGAAAAGGCACUCUGCUGUACAAAAACGGUGAUAAAUACUCGGGGCAAUUUCAAAACGAUCUAAGGCAUGGCAAAGGAGAGCUCCGAUUGGGUAAUCUAAACUUGUAUCAAGGCGAGUUUGUCCGCGGAAAGUUGAGCGGCUUUGGCGUCAUGACUUACAAAGCCGGACAUGUUUACCGUGGAGAGUGGCUCGAAGACUCGCCGCAUGGACCCGGAACUAUGACGUAUAGAAACGGAGAUCUCUUUGAGGGCACAUGGCAUGGCCUCUUGGGAAAUGGCACCAUUCAAUAUGCAGAUGGUUCCACAUACCAAGGGGAGUGGCUAGACGAUAAACGACACGGCAAGGGAAAUCUGACCUACAACAGUGGUUCAUCGUAUUCUGGUCAGUAUAAAAACGGUCUCAAACAUGGACAUGGUGUUUUUUGUUGGCCAGAUGGGGCCACUUUUGUCGGUUCUUAUGAGGACAAUGCCAUCAAUGGGACAGGCACUUACUCAUUUGCCAAUGGAGAAAUCUACCAAGGGCCUUUCCGGAAUGGUCGUUUCCAUGGAAAUGGCACUUACUCUUGGCCCAAUGGAGCUAAAUACAUUGGCGAGCAUCAGGUGGAUAAAAGAACGGGAGUGGGAUUGAUGGUGUAUCCCGACGGAUCUGAAUUUCUAGGUUUAUGGGAAAAUGGUCAGCUCGUGGAAUACUUGGGCAUUGAAAAUCAGUCUAUGGAAGCAACUACCAUUGGCGAAUCACAAACUGACAUGGCAACGACGGAAGUAAUCACCAAAGUGCUUGCAUCAAAUCGAUCAAAUCCAACAACGUUGUCCAAUCAGGAUGAUAAUGAAUCUGAAUCGAAGGUUGCAAAGGCUGCCACCGCUGCCAGAAAACGACGACGGCGAAGGAAAAACCAACGACGACGGCGGAGAAACAGAAUGAAAAACAGGGGCAACUUGAGGAAACGCAGGAAUCGUCGAAGAAGAAAGAAUCCCGAUGAUCCCGAAUAACAUUUAAAAUGCAUCCAAGCAAAACGCCCAAUCUCUAAGUAGUAUGCAAUUGUGGAGCCAUGCCACUGCUAAGUAGUGAUAUUUCCACGCCAUUACCUAAACUACGCGUGCAGUUGCAGAGUUUGUGACCUAUAUGUCUAGAUAGUUCUUGAUCAUCAGAGCCGUGUAAAAAACAGAUAACAAGGCACUUUGCUUAAAAGGAGCGGAGCAAGCAAACUAUGCAUAUAAGUCAGAUAUGAUUCAGCUCACACAAAGUACAUGAUGCUUGAAACGAUGUAGCAAGGAUCAAUAAAUACAAAGAGUUGACUUUU
Messenger RNA from Tigriopus californicus, 2240 nucleotides. RefSeq lists its product as uncharacterized. The coding region runs from base 163 to 1929 and encodes 588 amino acids. The transcript is spliced from 3 exons. Gene Ontology annotation, cellular component: cytosol. Lineage: Eukaryota; Metazoa; Arthropoda; Copepoda; Harpacticoida; Harpacticidae. The record is from RefSeq and is a predicted model, not a curated record.